Messenger RNA from Westerdykella ornata, 1326 nucleotides. RefSeq lists its product as uncharacterized. The transcript is spliced from 4 exons. Gene Ontology annotation, biological process: adenylate cyclase-activating G protein-coupled receptor signaling pathway. Gene Ontology annotation, molecular function: G protein-coupled receptor activity. Bases 1 to 1326 code for a protein of 441 amino acids. Lineage: Eukaryota; Fungi; Ascomycota; Dothideomycetes; Pleosporales; Sporormiaceae. Gene Ontology annotation, cellular component: plasma membrane. The record is from RefSeq and is a predicted model, not a curated record.
AUGGCUCCAUUCGAGAUGGAUCUCCUCGUGGUUAGGGAUACGCUCCACAAGCGAUACUUUGCAUUUCCUAACAGUCUGGAUCCGCUCCCACCCGUUUACAAGCAGGGCCUCAUUCCAGUCGCACUAUGUGCCAUGUUGUCUUUGAUGUCAGUAACAGCGCUGCUCGCAUUCAUAACGUAUCGAUUGAUAUCGUGGCGGCGCCAUUAUAAAGAAUAUGUUGGUUACAAUCAAUACGUCGUUCUCAUCUACAAUCUGCUGCUGGCAGACCUGCAACAAUCGAUUGCGUUUGCGAUAUCGUUCCAUUGGUUGCGACUGGAAAAGAUUAUAGCGCCCACCGCGCCGUGCUUCAUCCAGGCCUGGUUUCUGAACUUGGGCGACGUGGCAAGUGGUUUCUUUGUCCUGGCUAUUGCAAUACACACAUGGUUGGGUGUAGUAAGAGGCUAUAGACUCUCGUACGUCUGGUUCGUGGUGGUAAUUCUCUGCAUCUGGGCCGCCGCCGCGGCAUUGACCAUAGCCGGACCCAUCAAGUUUGGGACCCGUUUCUUUGCCCGAGCAGGUGGAUGGUGCUGGAUAUCUACCGAAUUCCAAGACGAACGCCUGUGGCUCCACUAUCUAUGGGUCUUCAUUGUUGAAUUCGGCACAAUGGCUAUCUACGGUCAUAUCUUCGUCCACCUGCGAGGGCGCAUCCGCAACGUCAUCCACAACGAUGUCAGCAAACUGUCGAGAGCUACCAAAUUCAUGAUCAUGUAUCCGGCAGUCUAUGUGCUGUUAACCCUACCCAUCGCUGUCGGACGUAUGGUUGCUAUGACGGGUAAGACAAAGCGAACGGAACUUCCAGACGCAUUCCUCUGUGUUGCGGGCGCCCUUCUAACCUCUUGCGGAUGGAUCGAUGCUCUUCUCUACACUCUGACCAGGCGUGUGUUCAUUACUAACGAGCUGUCCUCCGGAGGCACUCACAACCAUACCGGCAAUGUCACUGCAAUUUCCCACAACGGUACAAGGCCCGGAGACGACUAUGGACUCCAGACCAUGUUGGAUAAAGACAGGGUAGCUCCACCACGCUCUGUCACAAUCGUUGGUGGUAGUACCCGCAUGGGUCGGAUCGUCGAACGCGGGCGAGGCCACAUUCGGGACAAGCGCAGCCAGCCCGGUUCUCUACGAGAACACAGCCCUACUGGCUCCCAAGAUUCCAUAAUAAAACUUAACACAAACGCGAUUGGGAUUGUAACCGAGACGGAUAUUCACAUCGAAUCGGCAUCCAGCGAUGAAAGUGUCCUCCCCAGACAGUUUGAGUCUAGAGAGAGGUCGAGCUGCGAUAUAAAGUAA